AUAUGCACACUCUGCCCUUAUCUAUUACAAACAAAAAAUUAAUUACAUACCCAUCUCUCAUCAUCUAUAAAGAAAUAACCCCCUCAUUCAUAAGCAGUACGUUGCAAGAUUCUUACUAUUUACUGUCAAAUCGAGGCUGGCAGAUAUCGUCUGCUAACUGGUCUCCAUUAACUUCAGAAAAAAAACAAAAAAUGUUUGUUUAAGGUUAACUCUCCCGCUGCAUUGUUUUUUCUAAACCCUUAUAAAAAGAAGCGGAUUGAAUGCAACGAAAGAAUUAAGGAACAUAUGUUUAUUCUCUUCUGUUCAAGUUCAGCAAAAAUAAAAUCUGUUUAGCCUAUUAUUCGUUAGCAGUUCGAAUCCCUUCGGCUCUGUUUCUGUUACGAAAUCAAAAUGCAGAGACUCUUUGUCAGCCGAGCAUGGAGAGGGUGUGCCGAGCGAUUAUUGAACAGAGACCACGGAGGAAAUGUAUUUAAUAAGAGGGCUGCUCACUCACUUGCUUUUUGCACUUUGGAUGUGGAAGAGAUAUCAGAUUCUCAACGUACAGAAGUUCUGAAUUUAGUGCAGGGAGAGUGGAAAGGCACCUCAAAUUGGAGUGAGAUAGUGGACCCUUUGAAUGGAGAAAAAUUCAUUGCUGUACCAGAUUCUUCUGCAGCUGAGAUUCAACCAUUUAUUGAGAGCUUGCGUUCAUGCCCUAAAUACGGAUUACACAAUCCAUUAAAAAAUCCUGAAAGGUAUCUUUUGUAUGGAGAUAUUUCUGCAAAGGCUGCUGCUGCCUUGAAACAACCUGAGGUUUCACAUUUCUUUGCAAGAUUGAUACAACGGGUAUCUCCUAAGAGUUUUGCUCAAGCACUAGCUGAGGUCACUGUUACACAAACAUUCUUUGAGAACUUUUCUGGGGACCAGGUCCGCUUUUUGGCUCGAUCAUUUGCAGUGCCAGGAAAUCAUCUUGGACAACAAAGUACUGGGUUACGAUGGCCAUAUGGUCCUGUCACAAUCAUCACACCAUUCAAUUUUCCAUUGGAGAUACCUGUCCUCCAGCUUAUGGGUGCUCUCUACAUGGGCAACAAGCCACUUUUAAAAGUUGAUAGCAAGGUUUGCAUUGUAAUGGAUCAAAUGCUAAGGCUUCUUCAUCAAUGUGGAUUGCCUCUUGAAGAUGUGGAUUUUGUCAAUUGUGAUGGUAGAAUCAUGAAUAAAAUUUUGUUGGAGGCAGAACCACGCAUGACCCUUUUUACUGGAAGUUCUAGGGUGGCAGAGAAACUUGCAGUUGAUCUUAAAGGGAGAGUCAAAUUAGAAGAUGCAGGAUUUGAUUGGAAAAUUCUUGGCCCUGAUGUUAAGGAGGUUGAUUAUGUUGCAUGGGUUUGUGAUCAGGAUGCUUAUGCAUGCAGUGGACAAAAAUGUUCUGCGCAAUCAAUUUUAUUUAUGCAUGAGAAUUGGGACUCUGCUGGCCUUGUACCGAAGUUGCAAACUCUUGCUGAGAGAAGGAAACUAGAAGAUUUAACAGUUGGUCCUGUCCUCACUGUGACAACCGAGCGGAUGCUAGCACAUGUAGAAAGGUUACUAGAAAUUCCAGGUGCAAAAUUGUUAUUUGGCGGAGAACCCCUAAAAAACCAUAGUAUUCCUGAAAUUUAUGGUGCUCUGAAACCAACAGCCAUAUUUGUACCUCUUAAUGAAAUAUUGAAAGGCGCAAAUUUUGAUUUGGUGACAACUGAAAUUUUUGGUCCAUUCCAGAUUAUAACUAAUUACAGACAAAAUGAGCUUUCUAAGGUGCUCGAUGCAUGUGAAAGGAUGCAUGCCCAUUUAACAGCAGCAGUUGUUUCAAAUGAUAUUAAUUUCUUGCAGGAUGUCCUAGGAAGAUCAGUAAAUGGUACGACAUAUGCUGGUAUCCGGGCCCGAACAACAGGAGCUCCGCAGAACCACUGGUUUGGUCCGGCUGGAGAUCCAAGAGGAGCAGGCAUCGGUACUCCAGAAGCAAUCAAAUUAGUUUGGUCCUGCCAUCGAGAGAUUAUAUAUGAUAUCGGUCCCGUGCCAAAUAGUUGGACUCUUCCAGCUUGCACGUGAUUAACUUUUUUCCGAGGGCAGAUAAAUCUGUAGGUCGCAAUUUUAUUUUGCGUCUGAGAUGAGAUAAAAAAUGAUGUGCUUACCAGUUACUCAUGCAACUGCCAUAUCAUUUUUCAGAUAUGUCUUCAUAUGCAUGGCAAAAUUCAAAGCUGAUUUGGGGUUCUGUGAACACCCAAAGAAUAAGAUGUAAUCUCUAAGGCCAAUAUUAUCUAAUAAAUAUAUUGAGUAAUAAUUUAUAAAUUCUAAAUAGCUCUUUACCUA
Messenger RNA from Cryptomeria japonica (Japanese cedar), 2319 nucleotides. RefSeq names its product probable aldehyde dehydrogenase. Gene Ontology annotation, molecular function: aldehyde dehydrogenase (NAD+) activity; L-glutamate gamma-semialdehyde dehydrogenase (NAD+) activity. Gene Ontology annotation, cellular component: mitochondrion. Bases 391 to 2058 code for a protein of 555 amino acids. The record is from RefSeq and is a predicted model, not a curated record. The transcript has 16 exons. NCBI's taxonomy places the organism in Eukaryota, Viridiplantae, Streptophyta, Pinopsida, Cupressales, Cupressaceae.